Molecule: messenger RNA, 20500 nt
Organism: Athene cunicularia (burrowing owl)
Lineage: Eukaryota; Metazoa; Chordata; Aves; Strigiformes; Strigidae
Gene: BBX
Product: BBX, HMG-box containing
Exons: 18
Coding region: 346-3114 (922 amino acids)
Biological process (GO): regulation of transcription by RNA polymerase II
Cellular component (GO): nucleus
Molecular function (GO): DNA-binding transcription factor activity, RNA polymerase II-specific; RNA polymerase II transcription regulatory region sequence-specific DNA binding
Source: RefSeq, a predicted model, not a curated record
AGGUCACUAUCACAUGACAAAGGCUUUGAGACAGCUUCGUCUUCGUCUGUCUGUAAUUUCCAUUUGCCUUCCUGGCUAAGGACUGAAGGUGCCUCUUAGAUACAUGUCUGCAGUUGCAGUGAGACUGAAUUAACAUCACGGUACUCCAGAGCAGGGAAAAGGCUGAACCAAAUAGUUCCUGAGGAGGAGAUGUCUGUGUUCCUAAUACCCGGAGUGAGGUCUUCCCCAUCUUGGUCACUUUCUAAGUAAUUUUAAUGCUCAUAAAGUACCAGAGUAACAAGCCAGGAGAAGUCAUCCUGUCAUGUCAGUUCAGGAGAAGAGAGAUAUACUGAUGGAGUCACAGUAAUGAAAGGCAGUAGUAGGAAUAAGGAUCAUUCGACAGAAGGAGAAGGAACUGGGAAGCGACCAAAAAGAAAGUGUCUUCAGUGGCAUCCCCUGCUUGCCAAGAAACUCCUUGACUUCUCUGAAGAGGAGGAGGAAGAAGAGGAGGAGGAAGAUAUUGAUAAGGUGCCACUCCUUGGCGCUGAUGGUUUAGAGCAGGAUGCUGAUGAAACCGAAGAUGACGAGUCCUCAGAGCAACGAGCUCGCCGACCAAUGAAUGCAUUUCUCUUGUUCUGCAAACGCCAUCGCUCGCUCGUGCGAAAAGAACAUCCUCGCCUCGAUAAUCGUGGCGCAACCAAGAUUUUGGCAGAUUGGUGGGCUGUUCUAGAUCCAAAAGAAAAGCAGAAAUACACUGACAUGGCCAAGGAGUACAAAGAUGCAUUUAUGAAGGCAAAUCCAGGAUAUAAGUGGUGCCCCACAACGAACAAACCAGUGAAAACGCAAACAUCCACUGUCACAAAUAGGAAAAAACUAUGGGCCUUUGCAUCCGACUCCACAAAAGACAUACCAAGCCCGAGGAAAGGGAGUAAAAGUGAAGAAAUGCCACAGCUUAACUUCGGGAUGGCAGAUCCUACACAAAUGGGAGGCCUGAGUAUGCUGCUGCUAGCAGGGGAACAUGCCCUGACUGCACAGGAGAUUUCCUCGAGUACUUGCCAGUCUGAUGCAACUAAUUCUACAGAAGCCUGUCAGAAGUCAUCAUUAUUUCAGUUCGCAGAGAUCUCUUCAAGCACAUCACAGCCCGGAGUCCCAGGAGCUGUAAGACAAACUGAGGAGUCUGCAUUGUUUCAGUUUGCUGAGAUCUCAUCAAAUACUUCCCAGUUGUCAAGUCCUGAGCCAAUAAAGUACUGUGGGAAGUCGGCACUCUUCCAGUUGGCAGAGAUUUCUUCAAGUACAUCCCAUUCAGGUCCUUCUGAUUUAACAAAACAGUGUGGAACAUCAGCAUUAUUUCAGCUGGCAGAGAUGUGCCUUGCUUCGGAAGGAGUAAAAAUGAAAGAACCUGGGAAAACAAAAGUGGAAGCACCAGAAGAUGUGAGAGACGAAGUUCUAGAGGAAAUGGAAGUAGACCUGGAGCAAAAACCAGUGAAAGACUCCUGUAAAGGAAAACUAGAACAAUCAGAGACAGAGCAAAUGCAAAACCGGAACGAGACAAAAGCUGAGGAAUCACAAACUGUAAAAUGCAGAGAUUUUACUAGUCUUGCAAUGGAGAACAGUCCUUUUGAGAGAAAUGAUAACACAAAGGAUCACAUGUGCUGUUCUCCAGAGCUUUCAAUUGCUGACAUGAAUAUCCUUGGGCUAAAACCAGAAAAGAUAAAGAAGAAAAAGAAAAAAAAUAAGUUAGACCGGCACACAAAUGAAAAAUCCACCCCCAAGAAACCUUGUAAAAAGAGACAGUCUUCAGAGUCGGACAUUGAAAGCGUAAUGUAUACAAUUGAAGCCGUUGCAAAGGGGGACUGGGGUGCUGAGAGACUCGCGGAGCCUCCCCGCAAAAAAACUCGCCCUGUCUCAAAUGCGAAGGGAAGCGUGUUGGAUACAAAAUCACCAAAGAAAAAAGUGAAAUCGAAAGAGAAGAAAACAUCAAAGGAGAAACCCACGGAGACCACCAAAGAAUCAAAGCCUCCUGAUUUCCUUAGUAUUGCAGCCAGCAAGGAAGUACCGUGUGAGGCUUCUGAUAACAUUAAAGUGGAACCACUGACCCCAACAGAGGAGGUGGUACCCCAGAACUUACCAGGACAGGUCAAAACUGAGGACAGUGACUGUGUUAAAAAGAUAGAAACCUGUGGCUCCAGGAAAUCAGAGAGAUCUUGCAAAGGUGCUCUUUAUAAAACUCUGGUGUCAGAGGGCAUGCUCACAUCUCUGCGUGCUAACGUGGACAGAGGAAAAAGAAGCUCAGGAAAAGGCAACUCCUCAGACCAUGAAGGAUGCUGGAAUGAAGAAAACUGGGCUUUUUCCCAAAGUGGGACAAGUGGGAACAAAAAACUGAAAAAGCCUAAGCCAAAGGAAGAGUUUGUUUUCGGCUUAGCAAAGUUGGAAGAAGAAUUUGAAAAGAAAUUCAACAGCCUUCCUCAAUACAGUCCCAUUACCUUUGACAGGAAAAAUUCAGCUGUUCCGAGGAAAAAGAGGAAGGUUGGAAGCAGCUCAUCUGAACAACCAAAAUCCAGCAAAGGUUCAUUCCAGUCUCAGAAAAAGAACUUAUUCCACAAAAUUGUCAGCAAAUGUAAACACAGAAAGGAGAAGCUUAAUGUUCCGGACAAAGCCAUACUCUCAGAAGACAGAAAUUCCAGUGAGUCUGCCUGGAAGAAUAAAAUUUCUGUAUCUGCCCUAAACACUCCAGAGCCAGCAAUGAUGCAUGAGCCUUUAGUUGGCAGCCAGAAGAGGAAAGCAAGAAAAACUAAGAUCACACAUCUUGUCCGAACAGCAGACGGCCGAGUGUCACCAGCAGGAGGGACAUUGGAGGAGAAGCCAAAAGAGCCGCCACAAAGUACUCUUCAAAAAACAUCAAGUGCAGAAACAGAUUGCAACAGUGAAUGCUCCAGAAAUGCAGAGACAGAAGAAAAUCAUAGUAUUACAUCAGAUAUGCCAGCAGUGUCUGCAUUUUUUAGCUUAGCUGCUCUGGCAGAAGUAGCAGCCAUGGAAAAUGUACACAGAAGUCAGAGGACCACACCUCUCCCACAUGAUGGACAGCCAAAUGAAAUGUCUCAGGCUCCAGUGCUUAUUUCCUGCGCUGACCAGUGAAGCUCCACUUUAUUGUAAAACAUUGUGCUUUACCUAAUAUCCUAGCCUUGUCUUUACCAAGGGAAGCUAGUCAGUCCAUAUGAUGGAAACUAUAGACUGCAAGCAAGUGUUUAUUGUUAUGAGUGGCCCAGAAUUCACUGGAAGCCAGACGUUAGCAACUUGGGCCAGGUCCUCAAAUUGGAACCCAGUAUGUAGGAGGGUGAUAUUAAUUGUCUAUGACUGAACAGAAAUUAAAUGAUCCCAGAGCUUGCUUUCUAUUGAAGGCUUUUAAACAGUAAAUAGGUGGUUGGUGUGAAGAAGGCUGCCUUUACUGUUAGCUCACACAGCAUCUCUUUUACCAACCAGAGAGUAUGGCAACUAGUUUCGUAUAAUACCUAGUUAUUCUAAAUGAAAAUAAAAAAAAAGAAAAAAAAAACAACAAAAACACUGACGCACUGCACUAGUUAUUAUUAGAUAUUCUUAGUCAUUUUUGUACAUGAAGAUUUAAGUUCUAAGAUGGUUUAUAUUAAUAGGUUAUGCCUACGUUUAUAUUGUAGAAUGAAUUUAAAAUCCUGUUCCAGAGAACUCAAGGCAGCCUGGACAGAUGUACCAUUGUUAGCGGUGUUUGGGCAGCCAUGUGGUCCAGAUGUUCUGCACUUUUAUAUUUGCCACCAGAGUGGUAGAGUUUACUGGGAAAAAUUCUGACAGGCUAUGUUUGGGUUUGUUUCUUUUUAAUUUAGCUUUGAAUAACCAGGAUGAUGUGCAUUAGAAAAAGGAGUGGUGUAUGGAAAAGAAAAUACUGCAGAUAUUGACUUGUCUUUCAUGCCUUGGAGGUUUCCUUUAUUUUUGCGUAGAUAUCUGAGCGACUUGGUGAAACUUUCCUGUAAACAAAAAGUACUGCAAAUGCGUUUUUCAAAAGUGACCUUAGUAUUAUUUCACCGUUCUGAAAAACCUAAACCCGUGACUUUUCAAUAUACAUGUACACCAAUACACAUAUGUUUUACAUUUUACAGACACUGGCAUUGUUGUAGUUACUAUGCACAGUCCAGAUCAGCUUCAGAGUUUGCGGAAAGGGCCAAUUACAGUUGGUGUUGGUAAAGUGGCAAGUUGUAUACAGACGAACUACAACCGAAGAGUAACAUUUGACUGAAUUCAGACUACCAAACAGAUCCAUCUGCCAGUUUCUGUCUUUGCUUAUGUUGAAUUUUUGUGUUUCGCGCUCAUAAAUACAUCCCAGAAGCAGGCCAAGUGUAUCACUUGGCCUGUUAUCUUUGCUACCUUGACUUACACUAUUGUAUAACCAAGCAUUGAUUCCUACCAAUAGAUGCAAAAUGAUCACUAGUAAUUGAUCUGAAGCUACAAAUUCAACAGGGUACUUCUUCUAUAGCACAAGAUGUUUCCCUACUUUUUGCAUUGUAGCACAACAAUUUACCAAAUUGGACUCCAGCAAUAAUUUUCUAUUAGUCUUCGUCAUACCGGCUGAACUUUUGAUAGUAUUAGAUUGAGUUUGAAGUUCUUUGAAUUAAGUCUUUAAAUGAUGCGAGUUUACAUCAUUCUAUCAGGCAUUCUUAUUUAUACUUGACUGAACUGAUAAUGUGUUUUGGGGUUAUUUUAUAACUAAUUUGAUGAAAUAGCCAUAUGGACGGUAACUCUAUUAAUGCUUGCUAGGUUUAGCCUUUCAUUGUUGUAGUUAAGUGAAAGUCUUUGGUUCAGUGUCAGGAAACGAUAUACAACAUACCACACAAGUUGUAACAAAGGAUUAAAGGUCUGACAAAAGGCAGGUGGCUGGGGAAGUGUCACUGAAACAGCACCAUCGAGGAUGCAUGUGUUGGAAGAAGGGAACAACAACAAAAGAACAUCAACAUUUUUGAACCAAUGAGUCAGUGAAAAGGCUUUUAAAAAAUUCAGGUGAAUAUAUGACUAAGAGCCCCAAGAAUGCCAUUGCAGUCUAUGGCAGUAUUUUUAAUAAGAUUUUAUUAAAGUUUUAUAAGUUAUUUUAACAAGACAGGAAAAAAUUUAAACUGUUGGGUCACAGCAAGGUGGCUGUUGGAGUUUUGGACCACUUUAUAAUUAGCUGAAAUCCAAAUAUGUUACAGUGCAGACCGUUCACGUUGACAAUGGUACUAACUUAUUUCUCUAGAAGCCUUUAGAGUAGAUAUAUUUUUGUCAAAGUACCCCAUCCUUCCUCGAUUUAAAUUUCAAUAUUGUUCCUGAAGAUAUUUCUGUAUAUUAAUGGUACCUUUUUUAAAAGAAACAGAAAAUUACUUUUUUCUAUAUGAAUUAAUAUCUUACUUGAUCUGCUUUUCCUUGACUUUCCCUUAGAGAGGGGGUAGGAUUGGGUCAGUUUACUGGAUAUGACUGUUUUCAGAUACUUAUAAACCUUUUUGUAGAUAUGCUUAAUUUUUAAGCGAUUAGGCACUGAGAGUAGCAGAAAUCCUGCAAAGCUUUAUAGUUCACUAGGCAUUUGCCUUUGUUGGUUCUCUGAGUGAUGUCUUGAUUUCAGUAGCUAGAAUUUUCCCUGAAUCUACUAGAAGGGGUAUCAGUAUUUUCAGGUAACAAAGUCUGUUAGCACAACAAAAAUUUCAGACCAAUAUCUUACUGUAUUGGGGUUGGGUUUUUUCCUUGUUUGUUUUGUUUUAAUUUUUAUUAAUUUCAGCUGCUUCCAUUUUGGAAAAUCUUAUUGCUAUUGUGUGUACUUCAGUAUACCAGCAAACACUGUUACCCGUUAACACAUUGUCCACAAAUGCCUCUAGAGAAGAAAUAUUGCACCUUAUGUAUAUCUCAAGCAAACCAAAAUAUGAUGCUUUUCUCCUUUGUUUAUUCUGAAUAUGUUGUAUCAUACUUUACUGAACCCAUUUUAACUUAGCUAAAGCUAUCGAUAUUUAUGCAUUUCACAUUAUUUUCUGGAUCUGAACCUGUGUAUAAAUCUUUCUUUAAGAAAAAAAAAAAAAAGAAAAGCAUUUUACCAUAGUUGUCCUCUGUGACUUAUCCAUGGGAGGGGGGAAUCUUGUCUCAAGUGUAAAAUGCAGUACUGUCCCAGUUUUCCUUGGCUUUUAUUUAUUUAGUGAUCUUUGAUAUUUCAUAUGUAGUUUUGAGGUAUACAAAAUACAUUGUCGUAGCCGAAGCUACAGAUCUAAGCAGCUGGGAGAAAAUUACUGUAAUGUCUUCUUAAUUGUUCUAGUACUGUAUACAAAUAUGGGAAAAAUGUUCUGCAGAACAUUUGAGAUGCAGAUUCUUAUCCCCACAGUAGGUUAUUUUCCAGAUAUUAGACCAAAUCAAUCAAAACUCUAUGAUCUUAAAGGUCUUUUUGAAUCUGAACGAUUCUAUGAUUCUAAAAACAUCUAUGGAAAUUACUUAAUGCUCUGCUUAUGGCAGUAACUACCCCUUGAAUGUGCUGUGAUUUCAGAAAUAGAAUAUAUUUAUUUAAGAUGACUGAAUGCUCUUUUAUACUAAUACAAUAUCCCAAAGUCAUGAGCAAGAGACUUCUUGGUAGUUUGGGUUUCUAUUUUAUAGCAUUGGUGCAUGACUUUUAAAGUGAUAAGCGUUGUUGGAAAGGGGCACAGGAACGAGGGACUGGUAGAAGUGUGUGAACUCGUGGUGUGUAAAUUCCAGCUUUGGUCUUCAUUAUUUGAGUGAAAGCUGUCUUUGUAGCACAAGGCUGAAGAGCACUCUGCGGUGUGUAUCAAGUAGAAACCGAAGAGAGUUGUAACUCACAUCAGACAGAGGGAAUGCCUUAUAGUUUGGAUGCUGUCUUUUGGAACAGGAUAUUAAAUUGAAGCAGCUUGGAUUUCUACUGCCUGUUAAGCUACUGUACGGAUACUGAACAGACUGAAGGCAGCAGUUGUAGACGUGGGACAGCUAAGAGAGGAUGUAAGGAAAGCUGGCCUUUGUUCUCAGUAUGGCAAAGUUACGGCAACAAAGGGGAAUAGGGAAAAAAAGAUAGAUAGAUGUAUAUAUAUGUAUGUGUGCGUAUGCGUGUGUGCCUGGGUGUGUACGUUCUGGGAAAAAAAAAAAUGUAGGAAAAACAAAAACAUGAUGGGUCUACAAGAGACUGUAAUGUAUGUUGACCCUUUGAGUGCACUCCCUUUUUUGAAUGCUGAGUCUAAUAUGGCUACCUCUCCUAAAAGACUACUUUUGUUAACUUCCAUUUGCUUUCAGGCUUGAUCAUGUAAUCUUUUCGGCCAUUGAUACCAUUUGUAUAUCGCUGUGUGCUUUACUUUCAAAGAGCAAUGUUUAUGUGUCACAGACAAGGUAAAGGCUGAAUAUACAGUGGUAGCCAAACUAUGUUGCUGGAGCAUUUUUGUUUAACCUCUGCCAUAGUGAUAUGGGUUGCAGGAUGUGGGCCUGCAAGCUCUGGUUGGUUCAGUGAGAUGGGUUUUCGUAACAGCAGAAAAUGCAGUGCUCGUGGGGUGGUAGACUUCAGAUAUUGCCAGAGGUGAUGCAGUAAGCCAAAUACUGCUCUUGAAACUUAUUCUGGAGUUUAUGUUUGCAAUCCUCAUUUCACAAGGAAACAUAACUGUGCAACUUGUGUGUUGUAUACCAUACGUUAUCCAUUAGAUGCCGUUUGUUUGCUGUGCUUGUUUGAUAGAUUGUAGAGUUCCUAGGUAUCUUUGCCAUGUUUUGUAAUACUUGUGGCAUUCUCCUUACCUUGUACAUAUUGUGGAACUGUCACCUACAGCUGCCAGGAUGCUGAGGCACUUCAGGACUCUGAGCGCCGUGAAUGAGUGCAUUUAGGCUCUGAGAGAGUUACUUGCAUCCUCCCUUGAAUUCCCCAAUAAAAAGGCACAGUGAGGUUCAUGCUCUCACCUAAGUACUAUUAUAGUCAUUUAUAUACUCAGUAUUUUCUACUGAAUUGACAACUUUGAAGAAGCUUAUGAGAUGGAUGUGUAUUUUAUGUUCCCCCGCUAAUUCUUCUAAGGCAGAACUCUAGGAAGACUUGACAUGAGGUCUCCACUCAGGAACACACCUAAGUUUACGCUGAAAACCAUCCUCACUUGAGGGGCAGCAUUGUUGUUUGCACUGUGACAGUGCAGGAGCCCCAAUUAUGGACCACUACACUCUUAGAGUUAAGCUUGGGCUUGCGUGAUGUUUCUGGGGGAGGCACAUCAUUGUGACCUAGGGCCUUCAUUGACAUGGAAUUUUAAAACCGACUGCAAAUAGCUUAACAUUUGUUGAGUUCUUCCAAAUAAUUAUAUUUCUGGGUCUUGACUGUUACCGUAUACCAACAGACCCACACUGUACUCUACUGGAAAGAAACGCACCCGUACAGGCUAACUAACAAGGCUUCCAAAUGUAACGGUCUCAUCUACUCUUUCCACACCUACAACUGAAACCUUAUUUUCCCGCAUACACUGCUAUGCUUUAAUCAGUAGUUGGGGCUUUUAAGGUGGCAAAAGCAAGAGAGGCAUAUGUGUGCAUGUGUCUAUGUGUAUGCAUACAUAUGCAUGCACACACACACAUCGGAGUGAAGUUGACUUGCAACAUGUUCUCUGUACAAAAGUGUUCCCACGUUAGGUCAUAAAACAACAUGAGGAUUCUCAGAUGAUAGUUUUCCAACUUUCUUGCUAGGUUUCGCUCUCUUUCCUUCACAUUACACCAUAAGGUGUGAUUUUCAAAAAUCACACCUGAAAAACACCACAGAUCCUGCUGACCCUGGGUGCUACGGAAACCUUUCUCAGCAGUGCUUGCUUUUAAUAACCUGUAUCUGUUGACAGUUUUAACACAACUGAUUUGCUAUGAUCUUUCUUCCUAGAGCCCAAUCCUUCAACUUUUAUUCUUGCACAUAAUUCCACUGAAUUUUGACCCAGUAUUUGGCUUCAUUCUCUCCAAAGCUUGGUGUAAACAUGCCUUACAAUAGUUUAUCUCCAUCAAUGAUAGAACAGAGCUACUGCCUUCUUAGAUGUGUGUAGUUAAAAGUCAGUAAGCACAUUUAUAGAAUGUCAUAUUUUCUUCAAAAAACUUUAAUUUGAUAUUUUCAAGUGCACAUGUUAAGUCAUGUGUAUAACAUGCUAAAGUACAUGAAACUGUGAUAAUGAAACUGAAUAAAAUAUUUAAUAAAAUAUUUGAAAUAUUUGAUAAGGACCUUCAAAUAGAUUUCUUUAUGUUCAUUCUAUUUUGGUAAUCUAGUGUGUGCCUGUAAACAGUUUCCCAUUUAAAACUAAUGUUUGCAAAUAAAUACUAUUCAAACAGACCUUCUUUGAUAUUUCACCUGCUUUACUAUCAAAUGAUUGUUUAACAUAUGGCUGAGUUAGCAGUAUUUGCAGAAUUUGUUUUUAGCUACAGUAUGAGUUUUUUGGCUUUUUUUAUACUUAAAAAGAAACAAGCUCGUUUUCCACCUGAAAAUGGAAGAUGCCAAAACCCAGAGAUGGAUCCUCAGAACUGUAAGCUGUAGUUCCCUGUCAGAUCAUCCAUUCAACUUCUACACAGUGACUGUAAAGAUGUCGUAUACUUUGCAAAGAACUUCUGCCCAUUUGUUCUUGCUUACACAUGUCUAUAAUGGGAGCUUCCAUUUUAUUUUUUUAAAACUUCUGAGCCUGGUUCAGCACUGUUGACAUUGUUGGAAAUAUCAAUAGACCCAUGCAAGUGCCCCAGAAUUCAAUGGAUUUGUAUUGGCAUAAAGCUGGAGACUGGGGGACAGAGAGAGCCAGGACUCAGUGCAGUUAGCCUGUGGGAGAAAAGUUUGCCUUUUCUCCUGAGCUUUCCAGGUAUCCACUUUGUGUUUUCUGGAUUUUGUCGUCUUUGCACAACUGGGAAGCUUGUUUAUAGUCCACACAAGUAUAGGAGAGAUCAUCUCACAUGAAGAAGCCCUUGCUAUGUCUUCGGUCUUUGGACUCUAAGAGAACUUACUCAGAAAUGGAUUCUCUUCUGGAAAUGAGUAGCAAGCGUCAUCAAUGUUUAAACAUAAAGGUCCUCACUACUUUGGAAACUUAUUUAAACCAGGACUCUGUUCUGCCCAUAUAUUUUACCCUCUUGAGGCUUAAAAAUUAGACUGUUUGGGAUCUUGUCUUUUCCUGUCCUUGGAUGCUUGAAGCCUCCUUGAUUGCAGUGUAUUUUUCUGAUCACAGAAGACCCAAGUUCAGACUUCAUGAAAGCAGUAGACACCAGUUGUUCAUAUGGGAGCAGAACUCCUGUCUCUGAGUCAAAAGUAGCAGAAGGGAAGCCUUUAGGUUUUUGGUGGUUUUUUUUAACUAUGUGCCAUUUACUCAGGAAAGAAGAAAUGUACACAAUCUUGCACUGCCUUCACUGGGUAUGCGUCAGUAUGUCUGCAAAGAAACACCAGGAGUGGAAGAGCUUCAGCGUUAAAGGCCAUGUAAAGGUCACACUUGGAGAAAAGCUCUGAUUCAGUGAGCAAAAAAAGCUGGAAGAAAUGUUAAGAAAUAGAUAUUCUCUCAGUAUAGUAUGCCCAGUCAAGGACCUUGAAGUCACUAUUCUGUUUUUUUUUUAAUUGAGUUAUGUUAAAACGGUCAUCUUCAUUCCUCGAACUCCCAUCUUUUGUCAUCUGCUUUCAUAUUGUUCUUCCAGCAAAAGACCUGCUGGAUUCAGCUGACUCUCAGUCCAUCUAGAUCUGGUUUGUUACCCAGCUUUCACGUUGCUUCUUGCAGCUGCAUGGCAUUACACUGACACUUUCUUAACUGUCAGGUAAGAUAAAAUUUCCCCUAAUACUUUUGGAAAAACACGGGGUGGAGAAGCAUCAUCAUCCUCCUCAAGCACCAUGCUUCUGCCAGGUGUCCUGACAUUCUCCCCUUAAUGCCAUUUUUGGGUCAUUUUCAUUGUUCAUCCUGGAGUUUUUUAACGUGAAGUUAACCCUGCUUUCAAACAGACUAUUUUCUUCCUACAAUGUGACAACAUUAAGCAAGACACAAAGUAUACUUGAGCCUACCUUAAGGAUGCUAUAUACCAGCUUGUGAAGCUGUCAGUUCUCAGUAGGACACUAGCACUUUGUAACAAAACAUGAGCUGCGAUCCUAUAUCUGCUGCAAAGUUCUGUUUUGUUUUGUUUUCAGAAAUAAAACCUGUAAAACAUAACGCCUACCAUCUAUUCAGUGUCAUCUUUUUGUGGACUGUUCUUGGCACAGCAACAGCAAGAAAUUGAGCUCUAAUAUAGUUGUAUUUAAAAUGUACUUUAGAUCUUCAGCAGAAGUAGGCUAGCACAAGAUGUAGCUGUCUCAAUCCCAGCUGAAACUCCAGUUGAAAUUCCAGCCUAUAUAAAGUAAUACAAAAAGUUUAUUCCAUAUAGAGCACUUCAACCUAUUCAUCAGCACAUGAAACAAGAGGAACUAGUUGAAAUAGACCCAAAAAUCAAACCAGUUGAGUCAGAAUGUCACGCCUAGCACUGAAUUGUAAUUUUCUGAAUGUGAGCACCUAAUACUUUAGUCCACUCUGUAGCAUUUUGUUUAUUACUUUCAUUAUGGUAGUAUUUGGAUAUGGAGAAAUAACACUGAGAGUGUCAGAUGCAUUUAUUACAGUUUGCACACUGAGAAUGCAGGUGUUGCUGUCAAACAUCAUCCACUUUAAGAAAAAAAAAAUGGAGGAAAAAAAAAUGAGCUCUCUGGAGACAUCCUUCCAAUUCAAAAGUAUUUGGAGUACAUCUUAAAGUUAGAUAUAUGGCCUAUCAAAGUCUUUCCAGUCAUGGCAGACUGUCAGGCUCCAGUCAGAUCAAUCUGAGCAUCAGUUCCCUUCCUUCCAAGGUCUGGGUGGGUUCCCUUAAUACCUGGUCAACACCUAGAAUUAUGAUCUCAUUUUAGGAUUUCCUAUUAUGAAAAAUCUUGAUUCUUAGAUGUUUUCAUGAGUGAGACUUUUUAAAUUAUACUGCUGCUUGAGGUCUUAAGACUCAGCAGCAUGUUGCCACAAGUUUCAAGGUCUAGUAUCUCAGAUACCAACCUCAGAAAAUUUAACAUCAUGGAUUUCUGUUCUAAUCAUGGGCCUCUAGAUGCUGCUGUCUUAUCACUGUGGGUUAUUGAAACAUUUUUCCAUCUUUCAGGAGUUAAGGAGAAUUUGGAAGUCAGAUAGUCCAGAUCUGUCAGCAAUUUAAGAUACUUGGUGUUGGUGUCCAUUAAUAGUGGCUUUUGUAAUGCCACUGUCUUUCUGCAGUUCCAACUCUGAGCUCUGCAUGCUAUGGUAAACUUGAGAUCUUGAGUUAGUGUAUUCUCAGUCUUGUGGCUAGUGACAGUGGUUCAGAUGGCUUGCAGCACACCAUUGCCAUUAGCAUAGGUCAGUGUGAUGUCAUCUGAAGGAAAUGCAUUUCAUGUCUCUCUCUGGCAGACAUCCGAGUAGUUCCCUAUUACAUUCUGAGAUGUUCCAUCUAGUUUGGUCCUAGCUGGCUUGGUCAAAGACCCACUCUUGCCUAUGAGUGAACCUUUCCAGGACUCCCAGUUGUGACGUUUGUCAUGAAGCAGGACUCUGGCAGAGGGAGGCUCUUUUGCCACAAGCCUCCCAGCCUCUCCCCUCCAGGACAACAAAGUGUGUCUAUACCACAACAAUUUUGUCCAUGCAGCUGGGACCUCUUGUUGCCCACAGCUGCUCAGAUAUGUUUUUUUGUAAAACAAAAUGAAACAAACCGAGCUGGGAAGUCAACAGUAAAGUUGGACCUUCAUGAGCUUCCAGGUUUCAAUAGGCAGCAUUUUGAGAGUGCAGGGCGUAAUGCGUCUUAGUUAGAGCAUCUAUGUAAAUUGUGCAGAGAUUGAUGGGUUACAGCAACAAAGCUGGGUUUCCUUUUGUUUUGAAGAGCAGUGUUUUCUAAUGGAAGUAAGGUGUCAGGGAAAUUACUGUCACAGCAGAUGGACUAUUUCGUUGUCUUCAAGAGGUUCCAAUUUCAGGAGCAAGGUUUGCCAACUGGUCUAAAAAAAAAAAAACAAAAAACCAAACCAUAAAAAAAAAACCAAACCCACAACCAAAAAAACCCUGCAUUUCUAGUCUGUGUCUUGGAACAAAUGCUGUGUUUACUUCAGUGACUGUAGUGAUAAUUUUUCAGUCAGAAGUAGUAUGUGAGCUACUUGAGGUGUGAUGCAGUUCUAAACCAUCCCAUUUGCUUGUAGAUGACAGAUGUAUUUGGCAUGUGGCAUAAGUGUUGCCAGUGAGUGCUUCCCUGCAUGAACAUCAUAAAUAAUACCAAGUGUUCAUCAUUAUUUUAAUCAGCGCUUAAGAAAAUUCUUCCUGCUGUGUUUCAAGAAAAUAUAUUGUGCUUGGCUGGCACAAGGCAUAGUUAUACUCUGGAAACUAAUGGAGGGAAGCAUUUGCUAUGUGACUGUUUAAUCUCGAUACGUAAUUUUUUUCAAAACAUCUUUACUAGUAACUACCUGUAGUGUACCAUAUUUAGCAUAUGUUAAUUCAGCUGUGGGAUCUUUUGAAGUGAAGAUGACUACUUAAUUCUCAUGCAGAAAUCCAGACCCGCAAGGGAAUCUCUUAGGUAUGGAGGGUUGCUGAAGGAUGCGAACACUGUAUCUCAUCAGACGUAGAACAUACGAGAUGUAUGAUUGCAGACCUACAAGCUAGUCUGUGGGAAGGUACCAGCACAGGUUCACAGUGAAAUUGUGAUGACUUGCAUGAGCAGAAAACGAAAGAGCCUAUGGUUUAAACAUCAGAACAGCAGUAUUUAAAGCUCAUUUGAUUUGCUGAGUCCAACACCUUGUUGUUGGCACCAUGUGCUUUUGCCAGAGGGAGUUUGAGGGUUGCUGUGGCGGGAGGCUCCAUUGCUGUGCUGCUUGUCCUGAGCAUUUGAUGGUGAUUGGUUUUCUGCAACUCAACAUUCUUAACUUAUCCCUGGCUCUAAAGAUGGUCGCGGGUGCCUAGAUCGGUGGCAGCUGUAGUAUAGGGAUACUUGAUGUAAGAGUGUUGCCUACUGACGGGUGUAGCAGCCCCACUGUAGAUUUAAGGCAGUAAAGUGGUAGCCAGUGGUUCUCGAGGUCCUCCAGGAUUGCUGCCUCAGGGUGGCCAAGUGCAGUUAUCACCUGCUUCGGAGGACAGGGUGCGGUGGCAACACUGGCAAGCUUGAGCAGGUCCCUUGCGUGACUGUUGGGCUCAGUGCUGCAGGAGUGCCCAGGGAAAAGGCUGGCUGUCCUUGGGUCCCUGACAGCUUCACUUGGGCCAUGCUCUGGGAACAGCAGAAAUAGAGGGUGCUCAUAAAAAGUCCUUAUAAAAGUGAAGCAGGUUUUUACUCAGUUGCAUCCAUACACACAUAGCAACAGGAUCCAUUCAGUCUUUUAUGGCUUUCAUAUAAAAAUUGCCUGGGAAUACACAGUGUUUGCUGCCAUGAGCUCUGACAGCUGCACCACUUGCGCAGUGUGCACUCUGCACUUCGUUUCUUAUAAACAAGUGAGGGGAAAACAUACCUAUGUUUUACAGAUUUCUGGAUCUACCUGGUGGCAAAAUGUACCUGACAUACCUUGGUCAUCAAGUGGUUGGAAGAACAAUAAUCUCCAGAAUAUCUGUAGGGCUGGGUUCUUAUUUGAGCAUUUUCAAACAGCAUCUAUGCAGAUGUAUUUUUGAAAUAACUGUUUUGUGAGAGUUGUACUCAUAAUACAUGUUUCAUGUGUGAGAACCAUGAAAACACCCUGAGUCAAUAUAAAAGCAGUAGUUUCACAUUCACAGACAAUGUUAAUCUACUACUAGUUUAAAAAACUCUAGAGAAAAAAUAGAUGUGUGCUGUUCCACCUUGGCAAAGUGAUUUUAUAAUGACAGCCAAAGGUUGCCAGCAGGGAUUUAAAAGCAUCUUUAAUAAUGAGAUAAAAAUGUAUUCUUAAAUACAAAUUUCUAGGCUUUUAAACCAUUCAGAAAAUACUCCCAAGUGCUUUGCAAGAUAAGUGAUUUUUUUACUACUUUUUAUUAAUAAAACCACAAAUACAGUUAGUUUAACAAUUUUCAAAUAAAUAGUAAGUGGUGGAUGUCAUUUUUUAGAUGCCACACAUUGCCUCAGACCUAGAUGGGAGCCCCUUGGCAGCACUGGCCCAUCACACUUGGCAGUGCUUGUGGCAGGAUGUGGUGUCAUGUCUGGAAUGUGCAGCUGCCUUCAGCAUCAAACCACCAUCCUAUGAAUCUCUGCCCUUGGAAUUCCAUUGCCAUCAAGAUAGAAGGGGCAUAAAAGCUGUUUAAAAACUAGUUGGGUUUUGUCACUUUUGUCAAAUCUACUGUUCAACUGAAAAUGCUUCAGAUUUGAUAGAGGCAAAUCUCUUCUUGCUGGAAAUUUGGAAUGUCAAGCCUCACUUUCAAAUUUCUCACCUUCCUUUUCAGUCAUCUUGCGUUUCCUCUCUUGAGCAGCUAAAUACUUGAUGGACAUCAGUAGCAAAGCUUCUCACAGAUUUUCAGUAGGACAGGCAGUGCCCCACACCUUCCUGAGCUACUGCAUAACUCUGAAAAACCCACAGAGUAAUUUUUGAAUUUGUGGUAUUUUAACAACAAUUUUCCCCAGCCAUGGCUGUGCAUCAAAUACAGCUUCUGCAAAAAGAUAGGCACAAGGAGGUGGGAUCCUCCAAUGAGGUUGGUAGAGCAGCAGAGCUGGGCUUCCCGGGCCCUUCUUCCGCCCUGGCUUUCUGUAGGAAAGCCCAAGCUGUGUUAGUGUCAGGAACCUGUCAGGCUUUUGAAAUAAGAUAAAUUAUUUCCUUCUCUUAACAGUUUAUUGAGAAUAGAUUCACGGUUUAUGAUGAUUUGGCCCCAUUCAUUUUUCAGUCCAUGGCUUGUUAUAGCAACUAAUGUACCUUGAAGUCACAUGCUUUUUUUAAGAAAUAAAUCAAAACCCCUUUCAGCACUUGAAUAUUAGGCCUAUGACAUUUGUGUUAACUCAUACUGAGCCUUAACUUGUAAAAUAAAACUUACUGCAUUUCUAAAUUUCCUUCUUAGAGGGAAAAAAAAGUCCCCAAACAAUUAUGUUUUCUUCCUCCAUAGUUACUGAAGAAACCUUCAGAUCAUAUAAACAUAAUAUGGGCUUUUCCAGUUACCUUGCCCGUGUAGCCUCGCCUAAGCCAGCAGGUAUGUGUCGGGGAAGCCUGUGGGAUCAGGACCAUGUUUCUAGGAAGCAGCAUUGCCGUCCCUCUGGAGAAGGCACCCUGGCUGUCAGGAAGCACCGCGCAGCAGCCCCGCUGCUUCCAAAGGGAUUGGGGAGGGAGCACAAGGGGGGUGAUGCCAGCUGAAGGGUGCAAAUGGACCCCCACAGCACCCGCGGCAGAAAGCUGCAGUAAGAGUCGCACCUUCAGGAUUCACGUAUCACAGUAAGGGCUGCUGUACUCUGCGUCUCUGGUCAGUCAGAAAAACAUUGCUGUUAAUUUCCUCAUCUUUCACCUACAUCUGUUUGAAAGCUGUCCCAGGCACUUUGCAUCACAGCGCUGGUGUCGGGUGAGCAGGUCUCUGUGGUUUUCAGUUGUUACAGUCGAAGAUUUCACAAUGGCUGUGGCAGCACCGGAUACUUGGCAUUGUAAACUCCGGCCGUCUCCUUGAAAUACUGUGGUGGUGGUUGUCUCAAGGCCCUGUUGCAUGUGGCAUUAUUGCUGGUGCACAGACAUUUUUAUCAUAUUAUUGUUAUGGGGCGUUGAUUUCAUCAAGAAACAUGAAUUCGGGAAGGGUGCCAUAGACUUUUGUCAUUAAAUAUGUCACUACGUAGUCUUUUUUCACCUAUGUGAAAUUUAUAAAUGAGGGAAAAAAAUAAUUCAGAGUGCAGACAAGCCUAUAGGAGAGGCCAGCAUCUCCAUAAAUCAAAUUCUGAGUUUGUGUUUCUAUGGUGAGGGCAGGUCAGCAAGCUGCUAAAGUAACUGUUCACUGCAAAAAUGGUAAACAGAUGGAUUCCUACAGCCAUCCGUAGGUGAGCAUGACAGACCAGUGCUGCUGCUAUUUAUUCUCUUCCUUGCUUUCCCUGUAGGCUGGUUGCUAUUAAUGUUGUUAUAUUAAUCGCACACUGUAAGGCAGCUGAAAGGAGCUCUAUGUGUGGGGUCAGCUUUGGGCAAUCAUACUACAUAAAAUGCAACAUAGCAAAUCAUCAUCACGGUACUUUUGAUACUUCCUGAUGGUGUUUCAUCUCAGUGUUUGUGAGUGACUAUUUAAAAUGUCCCAGGCUCCUAACUUGACUUUUUUUUUUUUUUUUUUUUUUUUUGGUGAGGCAGUCAUGUUUCAUGUAAACCAAGUUAAUUCUUUGGGCUACUUGUAGCAGAUUUUAAAAAACAGCUACUCUUUGAAUUCCCGACCCAUGCAAGCUAUUGGCAAGAACCAGUAGAGGAUAUUUAUAAGACACAGUGGUUCUUGUCAGUAUCGGGUUUUCUUGCUCAUUAUCAACUUGCCAACAGUUCAGUCAACUUUUUUUCAAGAUGACAAAAGGCUGAAGGAAAGCUUUCUGUGGCAGUCUUUGAAAUGUUAGGGUGAACAUUUCUUUGCAUUCUUCUUGAUUUGCUGCUCCCUGGUUGUUUUUUUUUCAAAGGGGGGGGGGGGACUGUAAAAGUAGACAGUCUUUUGACGGUUUCUGAGGAAGAUGUAAGCUGAUUCUAAUAGGAUGUCUGAAGAGCUUGUGUGUGUUCCUGGACAAACAGCAAGCCAAGGCAGAAAACCAAGCAGCCAGUCAGGAUAUUAAACACAUCCUGGGUCAUGGCAGGAUGAGAUCUUGGCAGUAUUUACUUGGCACAGAAUCACAGAGCCAAAAGGGACUUGAAGACAUCAGCUUCUCUGAGACUUCUCAGAGAGUUUCUCUGCCCUAAGGCAGGUUAAGCUAUACUUAUCACAUACCUGAUGAGUGUGUGUUGAUCCUGCCCUUAAAAGCCUUUCUUGACUAUUUUUUCUUUUUGAGGGUGGUUUAUUCCCCCGGUGCCUAAGUACAGAAUUUAGGGUAUAGGAGAAAAAGACAAUAUCCUCAAAAGAUGCUAGAGAAGCAUUUUAGCUGUUUUUAUAAAUGCAGCCUUAGAAAUAAUGAUCAGAUAAAAUACAAGACAAGAUUUUCAAAGAGCACCAGCCCAACUUUACUGCUAGCCACAGGAUUCCUCCAUGCCUUUGAAAAUCUCUUCCUUCUAAUUGUGUGUCAGGUUGACGGUUAAUAGCCAUAUCAGGGAGGUUCCGAGAGACCUUUCUCCUUGUGCUGUGUUUUCUAUCUAGCAGAUGCCUUUAUUUUUUUUUUUUUACAGAGUUCCGACAGUAAAAAAACAGAAAACCAAACCAAACCAAAAAUAAAACCAAAAUAGCAACCCAGCUUGCAAGAUUUUUCCUCAGUACCCUUUUCAGACACUACAAGUCCUUCAUUAAAGCCAUAUUGCAAGGAGGAAAUCAAAAGAGAGCAGCAUCCAUUUCAUUAGGUAGUGCUUGUGCCAGCCAUGCUGAGAGGCUGGUGAGCUGGCGGGUGCCAGAGCUUGCCCUCACUCUACAGCCAUCCUCUCAGCUGCCCCACAGGCUUGGAAGCGGGGUUUUUCCUGGCUGUCCUCGGGUGGGAUGCUGCUGGCAAUGCAUUGCGUGUGCUUUCAGUGAGGUGCUUGCCUGGCGGCUGAUGCAGCCUCUCCCCAGGAAAUGUGGGAAAAGCUGCCCGUGAUGGUGUCAGCCACGCAGGGACCAGAACAUCCCUAGGUCUACGCUUUGGGACAGGGACUCAUGGCUGUACCUACAAUAUGCUCUCCAGCUCCAAAACCAGGACCAGUGGAAUAAUUCUGAAACACUUAGGAGACUAAUGGAGCGAGUCUGGUGUGCUAGCAAGAGCAGCCUGCUCCCUUGCUGACGGUGUGCUGAGUUACCUGGGGCGGUGCCACAGUUUAUCGAGGAGUCUUCAGUGAGACAGACUCUGCUUUUCUCCAUGCAAAAUACCCAGUACUGGGAACAUGCAUCCAGUGGGGCAAGCAAAGGGGAAGGCACAUCCCUCAAGCAAGGGGUGUAAUAGCUUUCAUUUUCUACCUGUUCUAGGCUGUAGAGAGGCUCCCUGCCUGCGCUCCUGGUCACUGUGCCUGGCACCAGGGCAGGGUUUUGCUGUGCUCAGUGGAAAUCAUAGGCUUGCAAGAAAUGGGUUGGCAAACCUCUUCGACGCUGAUGGUCCAGGCACCAGGCAAAGGUCAGCCCAGCUGUACCAGCAUGCUGCUGGGACCUAGCCCCAUGUCUCACCAGCCCCACUCUUCUGUGCAGCCCCAUGCAGCUCAGAGGUGGGGGGAGGCAACAGCCAAGCCCCCUGGUUCCAGCAGCAAGCGGUGUUAGCACCUUCUGCAAGGCAUGGCAGCCCCUUGUUGGCCCCACGCUGCCAUGGCAGGGGCUGGCAGCACCGCUGAGGGCUGCACAGGGUGCUGGGGUGCUGCUGAGCACUAGCUGUGCAUGUCUGUGGCAGCAGAGGUGGCCCUGCAGGUGCUGCUGGAGGGGUGCAGUGCCCAUCAGUUGCUGUUGUGGUCCCAAGGCUCCCUUUAAGCUGCUCCAUGUGGUGGUACAGACCCGGUCACUGACACCCAGGGAGGCACAACAAAUUAAAACAGGGACUGGGUGCUGUAUUGAAGAGCUGAAAUUAAGUGAUACCAUAGGCAGGACACGAAGCAGAGGCCCCAGAAACAUUGGCCACCUAUGGGUGCUCGUUGGCCCAGUUAUGGGCAUGGAUAUGGCAAGGGACCCAAGUCCAGAUCCAGUAAGAGCCUUUGACAUAACCCAGUACAAAGGGUACCAACCAAAGGCUGAGUUUUUAAGGGCAGUAUCUCCACAGACAACCUCCUGCAGUAGUUGGCAAUCUCAGAGUGUCAAGAAAAAAAGCAUUUAAUGGCUAAAAAGGAAAUGGGUGCAACAGAGCAGUUCAGAAAAGGCAAUUUCCUCAACAAUCUUGUGAGUGGAAGAAAUGGCACUUUAAAAGGGGAAAUGAAGGGUGUGGAAGGGUUGAACUGAUGUUCCCCAAGCCCAGUAAUCACCCUGGCAAGGAUGGCCUAGUGCUAGGAGCUUUUGCCUCCUGGUUUCACACACAAACUAUAAAAUAACAAUGGAUGCCUGUCAAACUGCACUUCAGUUGCAAAUUAACCAAUAUGUUCAGCAGUCCCCAGCUUUCAUGACUGAUACCAUCUUCAGCAAUGCCUGGAGAAGGAAAAGUGUUUUCUUCCGUGUUUCACAGUUUCUCUCCUGCUCUGAAAGACUCUUAAUCCCUCAUGCUCCCCUGAUUUCCUUGCUCCUGCUCACCCUAGCAACCCUACCCAAGAUAAGCAAAAAUAGGUUGUGGUGGAGUCAAAAGUGACAAAAAAGGCUGCACUUCGCAGCAGAUCAACUGGAGCAAGACUUCCAAAGUACAUACUUUUCCUUCAUAGACAAUAAACCACAUAAGCAGACAGUAAGGAUUAAUCUUUAGUUGAUUUUAUAUCCAAUGUAAGUGCAUCUCUCUUAAAAUUUGCCUUUUUAUUUCUCCUUCCUAGUGUAUUGGGGUGAUUCUCAUAUUUUCCCUGCUGUUGAGUAUCAGCCUGUGCUUUGAGUCCUGUAGAGCUGAACAGGAAUUACUAACAGAA